CAAGAGUGCUGGAGCGGAUUGCCAUUUCCUUCUCCAGGGGAUCUUCCCGACCCAGGAAUCGAACCUGGGUCUCCCGCAUUGCAGGCAGAUGCUUUACCGUCUGAGCCACCUGGGAAGGCCUCCCUGUCCUAGCCGGCUGCAAUGAGCCCACAUGUCCAGCAGAGGGAGGCCUUGUGCCAGCACACCCGGGCAUGCCCACACCAGCCAUCUGUGCUCUGCUCUUUACCUUCCUGUCUCUCCCUGGCAUCACCCCUAUCCCCACCUUUGGGGGGAAGAACCAAGUGCCUCAGCCCCUUCCCUAGCUUUGGGAGAAGGAGCUAGAGCUGGGGUGGGUCUUCCUAGGUCCACAGUCCCUUCUGGCAGGGCCUGGCUGUCCAAGAUACACAACUGAGGGGUGAUAGCUGCCCACCACCCCCCACCAGGAAGGGGCCAGCCUGCAUCUCAAGGGCCCGGCCUAGACCUGCUCUCCCAGGUCUGCGUCCUGUUUGAGGGGAGCUGCUCACAGGAUGAAGGUCUGUGUCAGUCUGUACCUUCAAGGGAACCUCCCAAGUAAGGAGACAGGCAGGCUUCCUGAAGCCUAUAGAAGGUCUCUUCCAGAAGGUGGGCAUUGAACACUUUCAGCUCCCAGGCUAGCAUUCCCUGAGGGCAGCAGCCAGAGCCACAAGAACAGGGCUCAGUAAAUUGCUGGCUUGAGGCCAACAGAGGAUUGGAAGGGGGGUGAAUGACUCAUUGCCUGGCUCUGGGCUUCUGCUCCCAGCAGCCUGCAGAGCCACUUUGGAGCCAGGUUCAACCAUGGUGACACGCAGGUGGCUGUCCCGUUGGGGCCUACUUGCACAACCUCUCUGAGCUGCUCCCUGCCUCAAAUCGGCACCCCACUGGCCAGGCUGAAGUGGACCAAUGGGGAACUGGCUCUGCCCUCCCUCCCUAGGACCCCCCAAGUAUGGGUCCCAGGAGGCUAGAGGUCUCUGAACACCUGCAUCAGAAGGACAGGCUUCAGUCUCCCUAUUCAGCUUCUCUUGAUGCCAGAAAGAGAGACCUUGGCUUCUCUGGGACUCUGCCCCUGGGGACUGCCCACAUCUGCUCCUGACUUUGGGGGCAGGAGGGCAAACGGCCCCAAGAAAUCUCUCCGGCAAUGGGAGCCGCCCGCUUGCUGCCCAACCUCACACUGUGCCUGCAGCUGCUGAUUCUCUGCUGUCAAACUCAGGGGGAGAAUCACCCGUCUCCUAAUUUUAACCAGUACGUGAGGGACCAGGGCGCCAUGACUGACCAGCUGAGCCGGCGGCAGAUCCGUGAGUACCAGCUCUACAGCCGGACCAGCGGCAAGCACGUGCAGGUUACCGGGCGUCGCAUCUCCGCCACCGCCGAGGACGGCAACAAGUUCGCCAAGCUCAUAGUGGAGACGGACACGUUUGGAAGCCGGGUGCGCAUCAAGGGGGCUGAGAGUGAGAAAUACAUCUGUAUGAAUAAGAGGGGCAAGCUCAUCGGAAAGCCCAGCGGGAAGAGCAAAGACUGCGUGUUCACCGAGAUCGUGCUGGAGAACAAUUACACGGCCUUCCAGAAUGCCCGGCAUGAGGGCUGGUUCAUGGCCUUCACACGGCAGGGUCGGCCCCGUCAGGCCUCCCGCAGCCGCCAGAACCAACGAGAAGCUCACUUCAUCAAGCGCCUCUACCAGGGCCAGCUGCCUUUCCCCAACCACGCCGAGAGGCAGAAGCAGUUCGAGUUCGUGGGCUCGGCCCCUACCCGCCGGACCAAGCGCACGCGGAGGCCACAGCCCCUGACGUAGUGGGGACCCGGGCUACCGCCCCUCACUCUCGGGCUUUCCCAUUCCCCUCCCUUCCUAAUCCAAAGACUGGGCUGGGGGUGGGGGCCGGGGAGCCAGAGCCCCCAAGGGGGAUGCUGAGGACCACCGAGCAUCACAGCCACCCCCCCCCACCCCACCCCCGCUGGAAAGGAGCAGGACUGCCACUAACUAGGGCGGCUCCCCGGGGCCCACGCUGGAGUCUCCCCUGAGGGUGGAGCGGGCUCCCGGGAAGGAAGGUAGAAAAGUCAGGCUCCCUGAACCGAAUGGGAAAGUCAGCGGAUUCAAGGCUCCUCAAAUUCUCCUCCCCGCGUCUCCCUCAGUCUGCCCCCAGCCUC
Molecule: messenger RNA, 2136 nt
Organism: Bubalus bubalis (water buffalo)
Lineage: Eukaryota; Metazoa; Chordata; Mammalia; Artiodactyla; Bovidae
Gene: FGF17
Product: fibroblast growth factor 17
Exons: 6
Coding region: 1133-1783 (216 amino acids)
Biological process (GO): fibroblast growth factor receptor signaling pathway; cell differentiation; regulation of cell migration
Cellular component (GO): cytoplasm
Molecular function (GO): type 1 fibroblast growth factor receptor binding; type 2 fibroblast growth factor receptor binding; growth factor activity
Source: RefSeq, a predicted model, not a curated record